Pleuronectes platessa (European plaice) is the source of this 2254-nucleotide messenger RNA. RefSeq names its product carbonic anhydrase 15. Lineage: Eukaryota; Metazoa; Chordata; Actinopteri; Pleuronectiformes; Pleuronectidae. The record is from RefSeq and is a predicted model, not a curated record. The transcript has 17 exons. Gene Ontology annotation, cellular component: plasma membrane. Bases 106 to 1851 code for a protein of 581 amino acids. Gene Ontology annotation, molecular function: carbonate dehydratase activity; zinc ion binding.
GCUUUAAAGCACUAACUUGAAAAAGUCCUCACAUUAUUUUCUCCUCAUUGAAGUUCUGACAUUGUCUUUUUUCAAGGCUCAGGGACCUGAGACUGGAACCAUAAGAUGUUUCCCUCCUCACUGCUGCUGUGGCUCGGUUUGGGAGCUUUGGUAAAAUGUGCUGCUGGAAGUGACUGGUGCUAUACUGGCUGUGCUCACAGCCCGUCCCACUGGGGAGACGUCUCUUCUCUCUGCGGAGGACAGAGGCAGUCUCCGAUUGACAUAGACACCAGCAAAGUUCACGCGGACCCGAAACUGCUGAACUUUACCUUCAAGAACUUCUCCUCCCAAAAAGUCAUCAAAUCCAUCACAAACAACGGACACACGGUGAAAUGCUCGCUGGAGGAUAAUGAAGUUGAAGUGAGUGGAGGUGGACUUGAUGCAACAUAUUCUACGCUCCAGUUUCACUUUCACUGGGGAGAAACCGACCACCAUCCCGGCUCGGAGCACACGAUUGACCAGCACAGAUAUCCAAUGGAGAUGCACAUCGUCAGUCUGAAGAAAGGUCUCACUGUGGAACAGGCCGUCGCGGAUCCGACAGGAAUUGCUGCGCUUGGGUUUUUCCUAAACGCAACAGAAGAUGGCGAUGUGUCCGGACCAUGGGGCGAACUCACUUCUUACCUGACGAGCAAAACAAACAUUGAGACUGCCAUAAACCAUAACAUCUCUAUAGAUGACCUGAUUGGAAAUGUUUCCCGUACAAAGUACUUUCGCUACAAUGGCUCCCUGACAACGCCCGACUGCAACGAAGCUGUCGUAUGGACUGUCUUUCAAGAGCCGAUCAACAUCAACAAAAAUCUGAUUGCACGGUUUUCCGCGAUUACUGGACUCACCAAUCUUUAUCGGCCUGCACAAACACUCAAUGGAAGUCAAGUGUUUGCUUCUCCUGGAGUUUCUCCUCCCAGCGAGGCAUGGUGCUAUGAUGAUCACUGCAAAUACAACCAGGCUAACUGGCAACUUCUGUCUCUGUCCAACUGUGGCGGUGAGAGACAGUCACCCAUCAACAUUGAGACAAAGAAUGCCGUGGUGAACAAAGCACUUGACGCCUUCACCUUUACAAAGUUUGACGACAAACACACCAUCAACUACAUCACUAACACCGGCCACGCAGUUAAGUGUGUGCUGAUAGAAAACAAAGUGGAGGUGUCGGGCGGCGGUUUGGGUCACGUCUACUCCAUCCUUCAGUUCCAUUUCCAUUGGGGUUCAAAUGACUCCAUGGGCUCGGAGCACGCGGUGGAUUCAAAACGAUACCCAAUGGAGAUGCAUAUAGUGACCAAGAGGAAGGAUUUAACCCUGGAUGAGGCCGUAAAGACUCCGAAUGGCCUGGCAGUGCUGGGUUUCUUUAUUGAGCCUACAUUGACUAAAAGCAGCAGCAGCAGCAGCAGCAGCACAGGACACGAGACAAAUCCCACACAGAGUCCAACAGCUAAUAUGGAAUCCUGGAAGAAACUGAGCAACUAUCUCUCAGCUAUUAAAGACAUCGGCUCAACAGCUAAUGUCACAGAGGAGAUCUCCAUUGAUGACCUGCUCGGCGAUGUGACCCAAACUGUGUACUACCGCUACAAUGGCUCCUUGACCACCCCUAUGUGUAACGAAGCAGUGGUUUGGACCGUCUUUGAAGAGUCCGUCAAAGUCGACCGAGACCUGAUAAUGCUGUUCCCGACUCAGAUGAGAUACAACAACGUGUUUCGGGCUCUGCAGACUCUUCACAGCAGGACAGUCUACAAAUCCCAAGCCAGCACCUCUGCACCCGUCAUGCAGUCUCUGCUGCCGGCAUGUCUUUUCACCAUUGUAUCUAAUUUGCAUCCUUGAAAAAAGUUUGGCUCCCUGAAAUUGCUCUGAAGGAUAAUCAUAUGUAGUAUUGAUUAUCUGUUUGUAUUCUCAAGGUUAUUUCAAUAGUUGUUAGCAAAGGACAAUGUAGUUUAAUAUGCAGCUGUGAUCUCAUAAUCCAGAUGUUGACCAUAUGCCGACCACAAGUUUAAUUUAAAAAUCGUAUUUAACUUCUAGGUGUUAUCGUGCUCUUUGUUCACCUUCAACCACAGAUUGCUAACCAGAAAAAGAUAUCAUAUGCUGUAUGGAUUUUUUUUAAACUUGAAAUAUGAUGAGGGAACGAAACUGAUUUCUAUCAUACUAACCAGUGUUUGGGUACAAUUAAUCAGAAGGAAAAUAAUGAGAACUUAUGGUGAAACUGAAAUAAAAAAUUGUAUUGAUGCCA